Messenger RNA from Penicillium coprophilum, 390 nucleotides. RefSeq names its product putative extracellular serine-rich protein. The record is from RefSeq and is a predicted model, not a curated record. Lineage: Eukaryota; Fungi; Ascomycota; Eurotiomycetes; Eurotiales; Aspergillaceae. The transcript has a single exon. Bases 1 to 390 code for a protein of 129 amino acids.
AUGCAGUUCACCAAGGCUCUUCUCUUCCUGUCGGCCCUCGCGCCUGUCGCAUUUGCUACUGAAGCUGCCUCAGCUGAGUGUAUCACCCAGACCAUCACUCUGGUGCCUUCCGGCUACACUCCCCCAUCGUCCACCUCGACUCCAAUCGCAACGACUGAAACUCCCUCCUCGACCUGGACUCCUGUCAUCACUAGCACUCCCUCCCCCAGUGCUACCCCUUCUGUGAGCCGCAUUGCCAGCUCCUCUACUCGCCUGAUCAAGUCUACCACCCACGCUGGUGAGACUGCCUCGGCCACUCCUUCGGUCCCUGCUACCGCCGGUGCUGCCUCUGUCCAACUCCCUGGUUUCAUGGCUGGCGCAGUCGCCAUUGCUGGUCUUUUCAUGAUCUAA